This is a messenger RNA of Racocetra persica, 2841 nucleotides long. Lineage: Eukaryota; Fungi; Glomeromycota; Glomeromycetes; Diversisporales; Gigasporaceae. The record is from the annotation of a GenBank genome assembly.
AUGGAUGAAAAUUCUCCACUAAUUCAACGUAGCAAGUCGGUAGCAGCUUACAAUCGAGAUUUGUCGGAUUCUUCUGAUAGACAACAGAAAACCUUUAAAUCUCCCAAAAGUUAUUCAAUUUCAAAGAAACCCUCAAUAUAUACUAAUUUAUUAUCCGUACCAAUACAUUUCGAUCGUAUCUCUGAAAAUGGUGAAGCUUGGGUGAAAAGUCAAAAUGAUUUUUUUAAGAGGGCUGGAAAAGCACCUAGCAUUAGGCGGAGACUUGCAUAUAAAUAUGAUACGGGGAAAAAAGGGAGAAUUUGGGAACUUUUUGAUGCCUUCUUGUCCAUACCUGAGGAAUGUGAUCAGGCUUGCGUAAUUUUUUUUGACCUUAAAAGAUAUUCUAAAUUUUUUACAAACCAGAGCACAUACUAUGUAAUUAAGGAUGUUUACGAGUUCCCUAAUAUUCUCCGAAUUAUGGAUUUUAUUUUGGCAUGCCUCAUUCUCAUUCAGUUUCUUCCUCGCGUUUGGUUGGCAAAAAACUAUUUGCAAUAUUUAGCAAAUUCUCUUGCAAUUACAACCUGGAUUUCUGUGUUUCCUGUGAUCGCGGCCUUCAUAACCCGAUUCUUUAUUAGGGAAAUGGAUAAUACUUACAUGGGUGUUGACAGAUUUGUCUAUGUUUACCCAUUACGUUUCUUUCGUGCUCUUGUGUCUGUACAUUUAUGUUUUACUCCUGUUAAAAGUUCAUUGUUCAGGAUGUCUAAGCUUUUGAGAAAAGGCCUCAAAAUAAGCACUACGAUAUUAUUUACAAUCCUUGCUGUUUCUUCGUGGAUUCAUAUAAUAACAUAUUAUGAUGAAUUGUCUGAAGGCAUAGAUUAUUUUGAUGCAACUUGGUUCACUGUAGCAGAAAAGAAUAUAGAGCACAUAAUAAUCACCGGAAGCUUUGAUGCAAUGAGUUUAUUUGAAUUUUUACGUGAAUUCUUUUGUCAAGAUCAUGGAAUGACCACUAUGAAUACUUUCGCUUUGAUUCUGAAUCCGGAUGAGCCUGAUGAUGAUACUGCAUUAUUAUUAGAAGAUCCUGCAUUUAUCAAUAGAGUUCAAUACAUUAAAGGAUCUCCUGCAUUUCGUAGAAGUCUUGAAAAAGUUAAAGCAGAUACUGCCAGUGCUGCAUUUUUACUAUCUCCAAAAUUUUCAAGUAAUAGAGAUAAAGAUGAUGCCGCACAAAUAAUACGAUCCUUGGCUUUGAAAAAAUACAAUCGAGAACUGCCACUUUAUGUUCAAGUACUUUUACCGGAGAAUGUUCCUCAUUUUGACUUGCUAGCAAAGGAUAUUUUAUGUAUUGAUGAAAUUUCCAUGGGUCUAAUGGCGCAAAGUUUGGUCACACCUGGAUUUGCAUCUCUAAUUGUGCUUCUUACCAUAUCUAUUACGGACCAAAUUGCACAUGAACUGAAAGUCAAUGCAAACCAUAUUAAAGGAGCAAAUACUUGGGCAAUCGAAUAUAUUAAUGGUGCUCAAUACGAAAUCUAUGCUGCUUCACUUUCAGACUAUUUUAGAGGAAAGACAUUCUUGGAAUGUUCGGAAAUCAUAUACACCCAACUAGAUGUUACCUUAUUUGCUAUUGGAGCCGUAAAAAGUCAAUUAGGCGCAUUAUUUAAUCAUUCUUACCCAUUUCAAAUAUUUCUAAAUCCUCAAGAUUAUGUAAUUAAAGGAGAUGAGAUCGUAUUUGUUAUAUCUGACAAUGCUGAAAUAGCAUUACGACUGGCUCAGUUUAAUAAACCUGAUCACGAAGGAAGUUUGGCUCAAGACACGGAGUCUGUUGUUAUACAAUCAACGCAUAAAUUGGAUGAUGACGGACAUUACUCUUCUAAUGAUGCGCUUAGUGUACCAAUAAGUCAAUCUAAACUUGCAAGACAAAAAUCUUUAUCUGAGGAAGAAAGCAGAAUACAGGUGUCGUCACUAGUGGAAAAUACACAUGUUUUCUCAGCUCCAAUGACAACUUCGUUACGCGCGGAAAUCUUAAAACAUAAUAUUAUUAUGGCCAGGGCCAAUUGUGAUGAAUCACUCAUUGAUUCAGAGAUUAAAAAUAUAAAAAACCACGUGUUAAUUUGUGAUAACAGUGACGAAUUUCCUCUUAAUUUAGAUAUCUUUAUAAUGGUGCUUCGUGAGAACAAUUCAAAGUGUCAUAAUAUGCCAGUGGUUAUCCUUUCAUAUAGUCAACCAUCGGAAUCGCAGAAGCGGGCAUUAAAAAAAUUUAAGGAUGUAUAUUUUGUUCAUGGGUCACCUUUGAGACGGAACGAUCUUUUCCGAGCUAGAGCUCAUGUUGCGAAAAAAUGUAUGAUAUUGAGUAGUGUUACAAGUCAUUACGGGACAAACGAUGGAACGGCAGAUGCCACUUCACUCAUGACGGCAUUGAAUAUUGAGGCACUUGCACUAGAUGAUUGCUUUAUAUUGGUUGAGUGUGUACACCGAGAAACAUUUAAAAUGAUAGGAGAAAGUGAUUCGAUUAAGAAUAAUCAAGAAGAUUAUAAUGAUGAAAGUUUAUCACCAAAGAUUGAUAUACAACAGGAUGAUGGCAAUUAUUGGACUAAUCUUGGUCUUAGUUCAGGUCAUGUGUUUCAGGUUGAAAUCCCUCCUUUAUAUAUAGGUCAAAAAUAUAAAGCGCUUCACAGACAUCUAGUCAGAGCGCAUAAAGCAAUAGCGCUUGGACUAUACCGAUAUGUUAUACAUAAUAAUCAAGGAUUACGGUAUGUUUACGUUAGUCCUGAUAAAAAUUGCAUUUUAAAGGAGAAUGAUCUAGUGUAUAUUAUAGCUUCAAAAUCACCAGUUUUUGAUGAAGAUAUUAGUACCGUUCCGGAAGAGUGA